CAAUCGCUGAGACUUUCUGAUAAUCAAGCUGAGACUUCUCGUCGACCACGCUUCUGUAAUCUACCAAAGGUGACCGGUCGGUGCAGGGCAUCAAUCGACCAGUACUACUUUGUUCCGAGUAUCGGCGAUUGUGUGUUUUUCGUAUACGGUGGAUGUGAAGGAAACGAGAAUCGUUUUGAUUCACUUGAAGAAUGUCGCCAAAAAUGCCGAGCAGAUGUCCAAUCGCACCCCACCGAGUCGCUAAGUCUUGAUAGACCCGCAGAGGAACUCGAUGGAAUGGACAAUGAGAUUGGUGACGAAGAAUAUAAGGAAACGAAUGAAAUAUCGCGCGAUUUUGACUAUGAGCUUACUGCCACUCUUAAUAUCGGUCGAAUCGUGGCAGUAUGCUUGCAAUUUCCCGUUCUAUUUUGA
Messenger RNA from Anisakis simplex (herring worm), 411 nucleotides. Lineage: Eukaryota; Metazoa; Nematoda; Chromadorea; Rhabditida; Anisakidae. The record is from the annotation of a GenBank genome assembly.